Messenger RNA from Blastomyces dermatitidis ER-3, 1203 nucleotides. Its product is annotated as CMGC protein kinase. Gene Ontology annotation, biological process: protein phosphorylation. The transcript is spliced from 5 exons. The record is from RefSeq and is a predicted model, not a curated record. Lineage: Eukaryota; Fungi; Ascomycota; Eurotiomycetes; Onygenales; Ajellomycetaceae. Gene Ontology annotation, molecular function: ATP binding; protein kinase activity. Bases 1 to 1203 code for a protein of 400 amino acids.
AUGGCCGUUAACGUAAUCAACCACCAGCAUGUCAACUGCUACAACUCGGUGUAUGAAUGUGCCAUUGAUGUUGAGGAUCCAAACGGUUAUCACACGGGACGCUACUUUCCAGUGACAUUGGGGAAUGAGUUUAAGGGCGGACGUAAAUACUCCAAUGUGGCCCUAAAGAUUAUCAACGUGAACGAUAGCUCCCAGGAGUUCAGAGUUCUACACCACCUCCAACAAUCCAGCGUUGCCCAGGCAAAUGUUGGCCACCCAGGUCGUGCUUCAGUGCUCCAGCUCCUUGACCACUUUGAGCCCGCAACUCCAUACAUGGGUUUGAUAUUCCCGGUCAUGGGCAUGGACCUUCGUUCUCGGAUAGACGCCCAGCACGGACAACGCUUGCCAAAGCAGGUUGCGCUAAACGUCUGUUCCCGAGUAGCCCUCGGUUUGGACUACCUCUGGAAAUGCGGCAUUGCACAUGGAGAUUUAUAUUCUAAAAAUGUCCUCUACUCUGCCCCUGCUGUAUCUCAACUAUCAGAAGAUGAGAUUAUGCCUUACUUGGGGAAACCGGUGACUGGCAGGGUUCAAAUGACAGACGGUCAAAGCUCUUCGCCUUCGAUGCCGCCUUACUUGGUCCGACCAGUUUCAAUCCGCGGUGACGAUAUGGACAUUAGAAUUGCUGACUUGGGGAACGCAUUCUUUCACGAAAACCCACCAAGUCGCUUGUACACUCCUUGGCAUAUGCGUGCACCCGAGUCGGUCUAUGCCCAACCUCUGGAUAAGAAUGUCGAUAUGUGGAGCGUUGGCUGUUUAAUAUUCGAAAUUAUCACAGGAAGGACAUUCAUGGAUUCUUUCUUAGCAGACCGGAUGGACAUGAUCGUUGGCUUGAAACAAGUCCUUGGACAACCGCCAUCAAAGUUGCAUGACAGCUUGGAAAGCGAUGUUCGGAAUAUGCUUGAUAGCACCCCCGCCCGAGAUAUGGGAUUCUACCAAUAUCUUGAACUCAACUACAACCAGGAUGACGCUAAGCUUUUAGCUCUUGACGGCUAUGAAGACGAAGAAGAAAUUCCUAUCGAAGAAUCCGAGAAGCUGCCACCAGAGUUUACUGAGACAGACCUGAUGUCUUUGACAGAGAUUUUACUGGGACUGCUCAGUUACGAACCCCAAGAGAGAGGUACACUUGCCUCUCUACUUAGAACUCUUUCUCGCCUGGAUAAGUGA